This is a messenger RNA of Didymodactylos carnosus, 1104 nucleotides long. Lineage: Eukaryota; Metazoa; Rotifera; Eurotatoria; Philodinida; Philodinidae. The record is from the annotation of a GenBank genome assembly.
AUGAUUGCCAUCAUAACGGCAGCUUUUGUUCAUUUUACCUUUAUAUCCGGCUCUCAUUUCAACGGCGGUACAAUAACAUGGCAUCCAACCGACUUCAAUGAUACAAGCAAUCCGAUUAAUAUAACCAUUACACAAACUUAUUCCUGGACAUUUGGAAAAGUCAACUGUACAAACGCUAUGAUCACAAAUCAUUCGAAUAUCAAUUACGGCACGUAUUCAACUAUACCAACAGAUACAUUAACUUGUAUCUCUCCAUGCAACACUGGAUCAUCCGGAAAUGCACGUGGAUAUACAUCUACGCAUAUCAUACCACAAUGUACUGAUACAAACCCUAUAAUGGGUACAACUAUUAGUCAACGUACUGAUACAAAAUUAUUAUAUGUGAAUGAUAAUUUCACAGUGGCCUAUCAGUCAGCUUCUCCUUAUGCUUGGCUACCAUUAGCGGGUUCAACUACAGCUUCUGCACAAUGGUCUAUAGCAUCGAACAUUGAUUUGUAUUUACGACCAGAUGGCUAUUAUAAUAAGCCUCCUCACCAUCAAAAUGAUCACCAGAACUUUGAACCAUCUUAUUCGGCACCUCUUGCGACUAUGAUGUCACCGCUCAAUAUUCCAAAAAACAUUCAACAAAUUAUUAAUAUACCAGUAUCAGACGCAAACGAUGAUGAUUUACGUUGCAGAUGGGCAAGUGGCAGCACUGAAUGUGGUGAUGCAUGUCCAUCUGCGUCACUAAUACCUGCAAACACUGUAGAGGAUUUUAUCAGCACAACGAGCACAGCUGCAAUGAGUACAGUUCCCGUACAAUUUCUUGUUCAUGUUGUUGACCCUUCGACUUGUCCAGUAAAUCCACAAGUUAUUGGUUUUCCUGUUGAAUCUUCGUGCACACCUGUUCAAGCUGGAGUGCCUUAUAACACAGUCAUAAUUGCGAUCGAUAACUGCCCAUCUGUAGCAAGCAUUGCAGAAAUAUCGACAUUAUCCAUACCUGGCAUGGGCAAGGGCAAUCUUACGCAAUUUAAUUCAACAAUAUACUACAGAAAUGUGACAUGGAUACCAGAUUCUAGUCAGAUUGGGCCGCAAAUCUUGUGUGCGAUGGCUGUUGACACGUAA